AUGAGCGAAUCGGAUGCGGAACACUUUGAAGAUGCAUGUUCCGAGUUACCAGAGCCGGAAGCAAUUUUUAGGGAACCAAGACGUCCGGUGGGAUUUCACGAUUCUUUCCAACCGCUCUCAGAUACGCCCACUACUUCAUAUGCCUUCGAACAGGCAUCCCAUCAACAACCAUCAAAUCGUCGAGAUCGAUUGCGCGGACUGCGCAAGCAGAUGAAAGAAGAGUUUGGCCAUCGAGAAGGAGGUUUUGCUGGUGACGGAGAUACCCUCAGCUUACUCAGUGAAAAUACUAGUUUACACUCUUGGCAUAAAAAAGUGUUGGCUGGCGCUUCAACGGUUGUGCAUCCAAUCGAUACAGCUUCCACCUGUGCUAUGAGUACUCGUGGAAGUGUUCAGAUGGAAUCUCCGCUGUUACAAUCUCCAUACGGGAAUCCAAACAGAUCUACGAGCAGUAGUGUCACCUCACCAGUAACUUCUCCAUCUGGACCUCCGCCUCGAAAUCCUCCACCGCCCAUACCUAAUCGGCAUAAAAUUGAGGUAAAAAGCCCAACCGCAGUCCCACCACCACUACCACCUCGAAAUCCCAGUAUGACCCUUCCAUCUCCCGUCUUGGAAUACCCUGCCGUUCAAGUCCCACCUCCACAACCUAUAAUAAUCGAAAAACAAAGCCACUCAACAUCAGCCGAGCCAGCCUCUGUUAGUAGAAGUGGAUCCGAAGAAACCGCCGAACCAAAACUUUCCGUCACUUCUAUGCCUACCAAUCAGAAUGGCAACAACAACAGUACACCGACCACAAAUGGCGACAACGUGGUAAUGCCAACAACCUUGUCUGGAGGCCGUAGAAGGGGACAUGCCAAGACGAACUCACUGGAUCGUGGCUUAACGCUGGCCAAAUCUUUGAAAGCUAGCCCCUUCCCUCCGCCUUCCCAAAAAUCAAAUUCGCUGACGCGCGGAACUGAACCACCGAAUGGCGAGGAAGAAGAACGAAAUCAAGAAGCGGAAGGUGUCAUCUCAGAAUUGACCACACAGCUGAUGUCGGAACAUAAUUCGGAAUGCACCAUUGCAUCGACCAAUUCCUCUAACGAUCAAGUGAAUGGCGGUGAAGUUGAAGAACCACAGAUGCAACUUCAUCUUGCGCCAGAACUCGAGACGCCCGUUCAAAGAAGAAUUUUAUCUGGAAGCCGGGAAACCCGAAAGUCCGAGACGAUAUUUGAAGAAAAUGAGAGCGAAGCAUCACCUGGGCAUAUCGCGAAAGCGAACCGUUUUGAUAGCCUACACAUCGCUGUGGAAAGCACGUCAGCUCAAAAUCGCGCGUCUACCUACGAUCGCCUUUCACCUUCAACUAGCAUGCCGGUAAUCGACCCAAUUACCCGGGAUGUCGAAAGACGAAUGAGUAUGAAAUCGCACGGACAAUCCAGGUCAGAUACCUUGGGCCCAAUCGAAGAUGAUGAACAAUCCGAACAAUUGUCGCCUUCAACAAAACUGGGAUAUGCCAAGAGUCUCGUCAAAAGCUAUGCAACAUCAUGGUUGACUGGGGUUGUUGAUAAGGCUUUGCAUUCUUGGAAGCCGCAACCAGCUUUGAAGACUGAUGCCGAAGAUACGGGAGAUGAAAGCGAGGAACAGGGGGAUCCAUCGCAAACGGAUGGUCAUUCGGUUAGAGGUUCUAAUACAGUACCUCUGGUUAGACCGAAAAACUCGAAAAAGGGACCCUACGACUUUGAACACACCAAGGUCGUCCAGGAAAUCAAGGCCGAACACACUGGUGCCGUUUGGGUUGUACGAUUUUCUGUUUGUGGCAGACUGAUGGCAACUGCUGGCCAGGAUACGAUCAUCCGGAUCUGGGUGGCAAAAGCCCAUGUCCGUCAUUUUGAGGCGCUGAGAGAUCGCUAUAUGAAACGAGCUGAUUGCCCACCACAAGACAUGUUCGAACGUGCCAUGUCGGAUUCUGAAGCCUUCCGCGCGCCGUCUUCCGUUGACGAGAGUGACCACACUACCUCCAACCCAUCAGAAGAAGAGGGAAAAGGACCAAUCGUGUUUAUGCCAAACCCAUUCGUCGUCCUAAAGAGUCACACUGCCGAUGUUCUGGACUUGUCUUGGUCAAAGAACAAUUUCAUUUUGUCAUCCGGAAUGGACCGAACGGUCAAGCUUUGGCACAUCACGAGAGCAGAAUGCCUCUGUUCGUUUCAACACGUCGAUUUUGUCACUUGCGUUGCAUUCCUGCCGAAAGACGAUCGUUAUUUCUUGUCGGGAUCGUUGGAUGGGAAAUUGCGACUUUGGCACAUCCCUGAAAAGAGGGUUGCUGUCUGGAAUGAGACCCAGGUUAAAUUCAUCACCGCGCUGGCGUUUGCUAAAAAUGGGAAAUUCGCAGUUGUUGGAACUUAUAACGGUCGGUGCUACUUCUACACGGCUGAUCAAUUGAAAUAUCAUACGGUAGUCGAUGCUCGAUCGUCUCGAGGUAAAAACGCACGUGGUCAUAAAGUGACUGGAUUGGCGGUACAUGGCGAUAAAUUAUUGGUGACUUCGAACGACUCCCGGAUCCGUAUGUAUGAUGUUCGUGACAUGUCAUUGACUUGUAAAUUCAUCGGAGCUCAAAAUGAGCACUCACAAAUUCGAGCCUCAUUCUCCCCCGAUGGAAAGCACGUGAUUUGUGGAUCUGAGGACAAGUAUGUGUAUCUGUGGCGCACCAAUGAUGUCACUUCCUCACUAUCGGUCCGGAAAGAUCGGAACAAGAUGUGGGAACGUGUGCGAACCCACGCGGCUGCUGUCAGCACCGCUGUCUUCGCUCCAAAACCCCUUGAUUUGCUUGGCAUUAAAAAUGGUCACAAGCCAAGCCAAUCAUCUAACGACAAAGAUAAGGAAAAGGAAAAGCGACCCUUGGAUGAUGAUGUGCUUGUCUCUGCCGACCUCAACGGUUGCAUAAAAAUCAUGGUUUGCAAAACAAAGCCCAUCCAACAUGCCUCUUCUUCUGGUUUCUUCAAUGGGACUGUCUUGCCC
This is a messenger RNA of Mesorhabditis spiculigera, 2991 nucleotides long. NCBI's taxonomy places the organism in Eukaryota, Metazoa, Nematoda, Chromadorea, Rhabditida, Rhabditidae. The record is from the annotation of a GenBank genome assembly.